AUGCUCUCAUCAACUCAAUAUUUGAACAUUUUUUUCAGGGUAUCCCUAAGCGCCAUGAGUUCCGACUUGUACGCGAACGCAGUUUUAUACUGCGAAAUUUCUCAAAGAAAUCCCGAGCUCGUAGCCAAGAUGUUCAAUGAAGCGACACGAAAGAAAUUGGAUGCAUUCCUCAAAGAUCAUGAAGCACCAAAACUGAAAGACAUUAUCGAUGAUGGCGCGUUCAAGAAAAGAAAACGCACAUCCUCCACAUCUGGAAACGAACCUCCUUCAAAAAAAGUUGCAGCUAAGGAAUCAUCAAGUUCUGAUUCUUCGGACGAUGGAGCAGUCAAGAAGAACGGUGUUCAAAAACCAGUUACCGUAGCUGUAAAAAAAGCCUCCACUCCUGCCCAGAAAAAGGCAGCUUCCAGCAGCAGCGAUUCUGAGAGCGAUGCUCCGACGAAGAAGCUAACUCCUUCCAAAAAGCCACCGCAGACUCCAGCUCAAAAGAAUGCUGCAUCUAGUUCGGACAGCGAUGACGAUGAUGCGCCAGCGAAGAAAACUCUUCCCCCAACAAAGAUCGUGAAGCCAACUCCUAAAAAACAAGAAACAAGUGAUUCGGAUAGUGAUAGUGAAGAAAGUGAUGCAGGAAAGUCUAAGACGCCUGCUGCUAAGCUCACUCCGCAUGCUGUGAAACCAGCUAUGAAGAAAGCAUCAUCAUCGGAUUCUUCCGAUUCGGACGACGACAAGAAGUCGGCUCCCAAACCAGCUGCCGCCAAAGCAACUCCAAUGGCUCCUGCUGCAAAGAAGGCUGCUUCUUCAUCGGAUGAUUCCUCUGACGAUGAGAAGAAGCCUGCUGCAAAACCAACUCCAGCAAAGGCUACUCCAAAGGCUCCUGUUGCAAAGAAGGCUGCUUCUUCAUCGGAUGACUCUUCUGACGAUGAAAAGAAGCCCGCUGCAAAACCAACUCUAGCAAAGGUCGCUCCAAAGGCUCCAGCUGCUAGGAAGGCUGCUUCUUCAUCGGACGAUUCUUCUGACGACGAGAAAAAACCUGCUGCAAAACCAACUCCAGCCAAGGCUACUCCAAAGGCUCCUGUUGCAAAGAAGGCUGCUUCUUCAUCGGAUGACUCUUCUGACGAUGAAAAGAAGCCUGCUGCUAAACCAACUCCAGCCAAGGUUGCUCCAAAGGCCCCAGCUGCUAGGAAGGCUGCUUCUUCAUCGGACGAUUCUUCUGACGACGAGAAAAAACCUGCUGCAAAACCAACUCCAGCCAAGGCUACUCCAAUGGCUCCUGCUGCAAAGAAGGCUGCUUCUUCAUCGGAUGAUUCCUCUGACGACGAGAAAAAACCUGCUGCAAAACCAACUCCAGCCAAGGCUACUCCAAAGGCUCCUGUUGCAAAGAAGGCUGCUUCUUCAUCGGAUGACUCUUCUGACGAUGAAAAGAAGCCUGCUGCUAAACCAACUCCAGCCAAGGUUGCUCCAAAGGCCCCAGCUGCUAAGAAGGCUGCUUCUUCAUCGGACGAUUCUUCUGACGACGAGAAAAAACCUGCUGCAAAACCAACUCCAGCCAAGGCUACUCCAAAGGCUCCUGUUGCAAAGAAGGCUGCUUCUUCAUCGGAUGACUCUUCUGACGAUGAAAAGAAGCCUGCUGCUAAACCAACUCCAGCCAAGGUUGCUCCAAAGGCCCCAGCUGCUAAGAAGGAUGUUUCUUCAUCGGACGAUUCUUCUGACGACGAGAAAAAACCUGCUGCAAAACCAACUCCAGCCAAGGCUACUCCAAAGGCUCCUGUUGCAAAGAAGGCUGCUUCUUCAUCGGAUGACUCUUCUGACGAUGAAAAGAAGCCUGCUGCUAAACCAACUCCAGCCAAGGUUGCUCCAAAGGCCCCAGCUGCUAAGAAGGCUGCUUCUUCAUCGGACGAUUCUUCGGACGAUGAGAAGAAGCCUGUUGCUAAACCAACUCCAGCCAAGGCUACUCCGAAGGCUCCUGCUGCAAAGAAGGCUGAAUCUUCUUCUGACUCUUCUGAUGAUGAGAAGAAACCUGCUGCUAAACCAACUCCAGCGAAGGUUACUUUAAAGGCUCCAGCUGCUAAGAAGGCUGCUUCUUCAUCGGACGAUUCUUCUGACGACGAGAAAAAACCUGCGGCUAAAACAACUCCAGUAAAGGGUACUCCAAAGACCCCAGUUGCUAAGAAGGCAGUUUCUUCCUCGGAUGACUCUUCUGACGAUGAGAAGAAACCUGCUGCAAAACCGACUCCAGCCAAGGCUACUCCAAAGGCUCCAGAUGCUAAGAAGGCUGCUGCUUCAUCGGACGAUUCUUCUGACGACGAGAAAAAGCCUGCGGCUAAAACAACUCCAGCAAAGGUUACUCCAAAGUCUACAGCUGCUAAGAAGGCCGAUUCUUCAUCGGAUGACUCCUCGAAUGACGGAAAGAAACCUGCUGCAAAACAAACUCCAGCAAAGACUACUCCAAAGGCACUUGCUGCUAAGAAGGUUGAUUCCUCUUCGGACGAUUCUUCUGAUGAUGAAAAGAAACCAGUUUCUAAGCAAACGCCAGCCAAGGCUACCCCAAAGGCUCCCGCUACAAAGAAGGCUGAAUCUUCUUCUGACUCUUCUGAUGAUGAUGAAGAUCUCCCGAAACCGUCGAAGUUGAAACCUGCCCCCCCGAGACAGAAGAAUGAGGAUUCCGAGGAUUCUGCUGAAACUGAAGAAAGUUCCUCUAGAACACCUGCUCUGAAAGCGAAACCUUUAGCUACAUCCACUGAAAAGCCAGGUUAUGAAUCAAGAAAGAGAAAGUCAUCGCCAUUCCGCCGAGUUCAAAUGACUAAAGACAGUGUUGCCGAGAAGUUCAGAAAUAACCAACAUGAUUCAAGUUUCGACCAAUGGGGUCAACGCGCAAACGAAAGUCUCGGAAAAGUUGUAGGAAAGGCCUUCCGACAUGAGAAAACCAAAAAGAAGAAGGGAAGCUACGGCGGCGGUCCAAUCAACCAAUCUAUCAAUUCAAUCAAGUUUUCGGAUUCUGACGACUAA
Messenger RNA from Caenorhabditis briggsae, 3003 nucleotides. It is a transcript of the gene Cbr-dao-5, whose product is annotated as Protein CBR-DAO-5. The coding region runs from base 1 to 3003 and encodes 1000 amino acids. The record is from RefSeq and is a predicted model, not a curated record. Lineage: Eukaryota; Metazoa; Nematoda; Chromadorea; Rhabditida; Rhabditidae. Gene Ontology annotation, cellular component: nucleoplasm; nucleolus. The transcript has 5 exons.